AUGUCAGAAAGCGUAGCUUUCCAUACAGAACGGGGGAAAAUCUGUUCAUUAUCUAUCUUUCUAUCUAAAUCUGUUCAUUAUCUAUCUAUCUAUCUAUCUAUCUAUCUAUCUAUCUAUCUAUCUAUCUAUCUAUCACUCUUCUGUUCAUUUGCUAUCUAUCCAUGUAUCGAAGUCUGUUCAUUACCUCUAUAUUCAUUAUCUAUCUAUCUAUCUAUAUUUCUAUCUAAGUCUGUUCAUUAUCUAUCUAUAUCUAUCUCUCUAUCUAUCUAUCUGUCUCUUUUCUUUUCACUUUGGCCAACUCUUUCACACUUCAUCUUCAUUUUAUUAUUUUCAUCCUAUCCAUGUAUAUCACUAUCCAAACUUAUCUAUCUAUCUAGUUUAUUCAUAUCUAUCUAUCUAUCUAUCUAUCUAUCUAGCCAGGUCUGUUCAUUUUCUCUCUAUCUAUCUAUCUAUCUAUCUAUCUAUCUAUCUAUCUAUCUAUCUAGUCAGGUCUGUUCAUUUUCUAUCUAUCUAUCUUUCUAUCUAUCUAUCUAUCUAUCUAUCUAUCUAUCUAUCUAUCUAUCUAAGCCUGUUCACCUAUCUAUCUAUCUAUCUAUCUAUCUAAGCCUGUUCAUCUAUCUAUCUAUCUAUUCAAUUUAUUCAUAUCUAUCUAGAUUAUUCAUAUCUAAGUCUGUCCAUAUCUAUCUACUCAUUCAUAUCAUACUUAUUCAUAUCUAUCUAAUUCUAUUCAACUCUAUCUAUCUUUCUCAUUCAUAUCUAUCUAUCUAUCUAUCUCUAUCUAUCUAUCUAUCUAUCUAUCUAUCUAUCUAUCUAUCUAAUUCUAUUCAAUUCUUUAUAUCUAUCUAUCUAUCUAUCUAUCUAUCUAUCUAUCUAUCUAUCUAUCUAAUUCUAUUCAAUUCUUUAUAUCUAUCUAUCUAUCUAUCUAUCUAUCUAUCUAUCUAUCUAUCUAUCUAUCUAUCUAAUUCUAUUCAAUUCUUUAUAUCUAUCUAUCUAUCUAUCUAUCUAUCUAUCUAUCUAUCUAAUUCUAUUCAAUUCUUUAUAUCUAUCUAUCUAUCUAUCUAUCUAUCUAUCUAUCUAUCUAUCUAUCUAUCUAUCUAUCUAAUUCUAUUCAAUUCUUUAUAUCUAUCUAUCUAUCUAUCUAUCUAUCUAUCUAUCUAA
Molecule: messenger RNA, 1158 nt
Organism: Acanthosepion pharaonis
Lineage: Eukaryota; Metazoa; Mollusca; Cephalopoda; Sepiida; Sepiidae
Source: the annotation of a GenBank genome assembly